CUAGAUCUUCUUCCAAUCCCUCCCUAAACACAGUCCCCCAGAGAUGUCCCUGUGCCUCCAGAGGGGAGUCUGAGCACACCCAGGGGAUGUCUGGCCAGGGUGUCCUGGCCCUACCAACCCUCCAUCCCCAAUCCUGAACUGAAAAAAAAGGGGGGUGGCAUAUAGAGAUGAAGGAGGCAGCAGUAGGGCAAAACCCACAAAAUUGUUAAUAUAGGUAGGUGAGGCUAGAAUUUCUACACUCCGUCCCUCCCAAAGGCCCAUAGUGUUCCUGUAUGAACUGGAAGCCUGAUACCUGACUUUGUACAGUUCUGUGAGGACGUUUGGCAGCCGUUAAUACCCUUCUGUAACUGGCUUUCUCCCAUUACAACAAGUGGUUUGCAAAGACCCAAAACCAAAUCUGAUGGUGUGGUAAGGUAACGAGACGUUAUUGUACGCUGAGAGCUGUGGCAGCGGACAAGAGGCUCUGCAGUUCGAACACCGCAGAGGCCUGACCUGAAGUUACCCAUAGCUUUGCCCUCCAGCGGAGACUCGGAGAGCAGCUCGGCAGCCCUCCGUCCUCCAAGGGACGCAGAAGCCUGCAUGAAACCGAACCCGCUGCCCUCGGCCAGGCCUCGGCCAGCAGGGAGCGUGGCAGCGCUACGGACCCAAGAGGAGCGCAGAGAAAGCCGGCUCACCCUGCCUAACGCCAGAGCCGGCACCUGGCAUCGCACCUCCGCCGCCGGGGCGCGGGCGGGCGGCUGAAGGAGAGGGCGGCACCGCUCCCGCCCCCCCCCCGGCUCUCGUUUGCCAGGCGCGCCCCCCCGUACCCAGCGCGCAGCCGCACUGCUUCAAAACAGUUUGUUGCUCACGUCGGAGAAGCCGCUUCCGUUUCCAACGCCGCAUUCCGGCCACACCUGCCUGUGCCGGAGCCCCGGCUCGCUCCGCUACCCUACCCGCCCGAGAAGGACCCCGCGCUCCGCCGCCCCAGCAAGCCAUGUCCGCCGAGGAUUAUGUAUCAGUGAAUGUUGAGGAUGAUGUUGAAGCAGUGAUUAUUGACCAUGGAGAAAAUGGACUAUCCACACAAAGCUGCAUGUCAAUGGAACAAAACUCUGAAGUAAACAGUGCUGUUCACAAUGUGGCUCAACUUGCUUAUGGAAGCGAAGGCUUAUCAGUGCUAGCUGAACAAGUGGCAUCACAAAUGAGCCAUUCUGCAAGUAUGCAGAGAGGAAAUGGUCACAGCCCUGAAAAAAUGGAUUUUGUGUUUUUGCAUAAUAAAAGAAAACGACUUGCCCCUACUCUAGUGGGACAGAAUGUGAUGAGAACCGGGGAAGGAGAAUAUGAAGAUAGUGACAGUGUCGUUUAUGAGUAUGAACCAGACUAUGAAUGUGGGAGUAUUGUAUCUGAAGCUUCGUACACUGGAGAUCACCAGAAAACUCUUAUGGAGGUCCUCAGUUAUUGCCAGGCCAUGUAUGAUGCCAUUCAGAAAUUGGAUAAAAAAUUUGACCUGCUUCAUCGGAAGGUCUCAGAAAUGCAGCAUACUCGUGUAAAGCCACUGUUACUUAAACCUAAACCAGUUGGAUUUACAUACAGAAGUUCCAGUCAUUUGCCCCAAGGAAAAAUAAGAGUACAAAAAUCCAUGGAAAGGGAGUCAAGUCUUCAUCUCUCUUCACCAGGCCAGGGAAGGCAUAGCCCAGUCAUAAGGGUUGCUUUACAAAAUGGCCAUGUUCAGGUCAACUCCACCAUAAAACACGUUCAACAGAGUCUUCAGCUUGAAUCACAGCAGCCUGUUUGUAGGCAGAGCCCACCACUCCCCACUAUAGUUUCUACACAUUCAUUGCAUUCAUCAUACCCAGCAACUAACAGGAUGCCUGACCUUUCCACAACACUGGCUACAAAAUUUGAUUGUGGAGAAAGUACUGCCAACAUUGCAUCUUCACCAGUGGCAUCAUCAUCGAUGCCAGCACCAUCUGAGACCAGUUUGGGAAAUAAUACUGUGGUGGUGAGCUACAGAAAUGCAUCUGGGAGUGUGAACAUCAGUGAAGAACUACCAUCUUCUUCAGUCUCCAUCAAUCCUAGCUUUGAGUUUGUUGGUGACCCAGUGAGAAAUGUAAAAGUUCUUGGAAACUAUUUGAUGAAAGCUCGGCAAAAGACUAAACCAAAGUAUGCAGCACGCUAUUUAGUUCGUGUCUUGUUCCCCAAGGAAACAUUGUUGUGCAGCAUUAUGGGAGUGAGUGCACGAGGGCGCAGAACACUGGAUCCAAACAAAAUUGCUGCAAUAAGAGAGUUUCUUGCAACUACCUUUCCAAACUAUGAUUUGAGCGAGCAUGGAAAAGACUGGAAAACCUGUAUCACAAAUGUCAAUGCUAUGAUCCACUGUUUGCGCUGUGAAACAAAAAUAAACCCAGAGACAGCUGAAGGGAAAGAAAAAGUGGCUGACGCUCCAGAUACAUCUCACUGCGUAGAUUUAAAUUAUAGUGAAGAUAGUGAAGGCAAUUCUCAAAACUCUCAGAAAGUGACCAUCUGUACAACUGAUGCAUCGCAGAAUUCAGGAUUGGAUAAGUUUCCAGAAGCUUUCCACACACCUUCAGUCAAGAAACCACAGUCUUUGGAACCUAUGGAACUUCUUGGGAGUCCAUGGCGCAAUGUUCAGUUGCCUUUCUCAGUCAUUUAUGUAGCUAAGGGGAAGUCUCGGCCGGAGUUGUCAGCUCGGUACCUAAUUCGUCACAUGUUCACUGAAGAUGUGCUGGUAAAAAGCAACGUAUAUGGUAAUCUUGAACGUGGCAUGAGCCCAUUGGACUGCAACAGAAUUAAUGCUCUCAGAGACUUUCUUCAAGAGAAUUAUCCAUCCUUUGAUCUAAAGGAAACUGGAUAUGAUUGGAAGGCAUGCGUGGCUGCCAUAAACAGCACAAUCCGCAGUCUGAGACAUGACCAUAAAAAGGCUACAGUUGGAAUCCGCCGGAAAGUCUUGGCAGUGCCAUCAUUGAGUGCAAAGAGUCCUCCACAGAGUCCCACUUCAGUAAAACCAUUUGAAAGUGACACUAUCAAUCUCAUGGACUGAAGCUCUCUAACAUCUGUCUCAAAUCUUAAUUUAGCAGGUUUUUAUAAAUCCCAACUAGAAGCAUAUUACAUUGAAUUUUCCUAUUAUAUUGAGUUGUCUGCAGCACUAAAUAGUAUUAAUUCGUGAGACCAAACUUAGCAGAAGACUUGGGAACCCUAAUUCCUUGUCUAAGUAAAAUUUGUGCUCCUCAGAAAUUACUUCCACUGUUCCUGUAGCAUUUGUGAUGCGAUUUCUCGCAAAAGCACCUUCUCAUCAUUCAUUGUCUCUGAAAGAUUAAUCUGAUUAGAAAAGAUGCACUGCACAUCAAGUCAGCAGAAACAGAUAGAAACGUGGAGAGGAAAGAAUGGUCCUCCUUGGAGGAAGACUUGCAGCCAGCUAAAUUGUCUCGUUAUGUGUGAGGAAUUAAAUCUGCUUUGACAAUUGGAUAUUUUAAGCAAAAAUAUCUGAUGCAGAAAGGAAAAAGAAUUUUUUUUAAUUGUAUCUAGUUAAUCUGUUAUCUCUCACUUUUUUUGCCUCCUAUAGCAGUCUUUGUUGUAGGAUAAGGAAAGAGGCAGAAAACAAUGUAAGUACAAUUGGUAAUACUUUCUUUGCUCUGAUUUACCUCUACAAAAGCACAAAAACACAAAAACAUGCGGAACAAACAGUCCAAUGAUUGGUUCUGGUUUUUCUUAAUGAAAAUUAAAGAAAAUAAUUUCUUCGGGGGCUUGGUCUGCUGUUCAGUGGCAUGUGUCUCAUCCACUGGUGUGGAUGUCCACAAGAUGCAAAUCUGCUGCAACUUGCAUCUAGAGGAUUUGGAUCCUGAUUCAGAUUUUAGAAAUGGUAAUUUCUAUCAGCUUCAAGUCAUUGGUCCCUCAGUUAAAACUGAGGAUGUGUGCUGUACUGUUGGUAUGCAAUCAGAGAUGACCAGCGCUGGUGGUAUGCCUUCCCAAGCUCAUAAUCAUAGCUUUUAAUACUCAGGUCUACAAGGCUAGGAAUGUUUAUGUGCAGUGAUUAUCUGCAGAGUCACAGACUAGUCGAGGUUGGAAGGGACCUCUGGAUGUCAUCUAGUCCUCUCCUCCUGCUCAGUCAGGGCCACCUAGAGCCAGUAGUCCACGACCAUGUCCAGACAGCUUUUGAAUAUCUCUAAGGAUGAAGACUCCACGACCUUCCUGGGCAAACUGCGCAAGGGCUCAGUCACUGUCACAGUAAAAAAACUGUUUCCUGAUGUUCAGAUGGAACCUCCCGUGUUUCAGUUUGUGCCCAUUUCCCAGUGACAGGACCAGAGGCACCACUGAGAAGAGCCUGGUGCCGUCCUUUUUCCUCCAUCCUCUUUGCAACUUACCCUCAACUAUUCAUAUACAUUGAUGAGAUCACCCUUGAGCCUUUUCUUUUCCAGGCUGAACAGUCGCAGCUCUCUCAGCCUUUCCUCGCAGGAGAGAUGCUCCCAUCCCUUCAUCAUCUUCAUGGCCCUUUACUGGACUCUCUCCACCAUGUCUGCGCCUCUGUUGUACUGGGGAGCCCAGAGCUGGACCCAGCACUCCAGGUGUGGCCUCACCAGUGCUGAGGAGAGGGGAGGGCUCACCUCCCUCCACCUGCUGGCAAUACUUUGCCUAAUGCAGCCCAGGGCACCAUUAGGCAACUUUUCUGGCAAGGGCACGUUGCUGGCUCACAGUCAACUUGGUGUCCACCAGCACAACCCAGGUAUACUCUGCCCCAUCAUACAGAUCAUUAAUGAAGAUGUUAAACAGGAUCAGACCCAAUAGUGACCCCUGAGGUACUCCAGUAGUCACCAGCCUCCAACUAGCCUUGGUGCUGCUGAUCACCACCCUCUGGGCCCAGCCAUUCAGCCAGUUUCCAAUCCACGUCACUGUCCGCUCACCCAGCCCGUACAUCAACAGCUUGUCCCUGAGGAUCUUAUGGAAGACAGUGUUGAAGGCCUUCCUCAAGUCCAGGCAGAUAAUAUCUACUGCUCUCCUCAUCUACCAGGCCAGUCACUUUAUCGUAGAAGUUCAUGGAGUUGGACAAGCAUGACCCCCCCUUGGUGAAGCCAUGCUGUGACAACUACUUGAUGAUUUUCUUGUCCUUCGUCUGCUUGGAAAUGGUUUCCAGCAUUGGCUGUUCCAUCACCUUCCCAGGGAUGGAUGUGAGGCUGACUGGCCUGUAGUUCCCUGGGUCCUUCUCCUUGCCCUCCUUCAGGAUAGGAGUGACAUCUGCUUUUGUCCAGUCUUCGGGCACUUCUCCCGUUCGCCUUGAUUGAUCCAAGGUGAUCAAGAGUGGCCUCGCAAUGACAUCAGCCAGCUCCCUCAGCACUUACGGGUGCACCUUGGGCUUAACGUAUGUCCAGUUUGUUUGAGCGUUCCUUGGCCAGAUUCUCUGCCACCCGGUGUCUGUCUUCCUUGCUCCGGCCUUUCUCCCUGGUCUCUGGGAUUCCUGAAGGUCGCUCUUGCUAGUAAAGGCUGGGGCAAAGGUGGCAUUGAAUGCCUCAGCCUUUUCUGUGUCCUGUGUCACCAGGUCCCCUGUCUUCAUUCAGCAGUGGGCCCACAUUUUUCCCUAGCCUUCCUUUUGUCACUUAUGUACUUACAGAAGCCCUUCUUCUUGUCUCUGACAUCCCUGGACACAUUCAAUUCCAGUUGGGCUGUAGGUUUCCUAACUUCAUCCCUGGAUGCUCAGACAAUGUCACUGUAUUCCUCCCAGGUUACUUGUGCUUUCUUCCACCCUCUGCAUGCUUCCUUUUUGUGUUUGAGUUUGUCCAGAAGCUCCUUGUUCAUCCACCCAGGCCUCCUGGCAUUUUUGCCUUCUCGUUCGUUGAGGUGCAUCUCUCUGGAGCUUGGAGGUGAUCCUUGAAUUUUAACCAACUUUCUUGGGCUCAUCUUCUCUCCAUGGCCCUAAUCCCAUAGGAUUCUUCUUAGCAGAUCUUCGUGGAGACCAAAGUCUGCUCUCGAAGUCCUGGAUUGUGAGCCUGCUUUUUACCUUCCUUCCUCCUCUCAGGAGCCUGAAUUCCACUGUCUCAUGGUCAUUGCAGCUAAGGCUGCUUUUGACCUUCACAUUCCCAACAAGCCCCUUGUUGUAGGUGUGUAUGAGGUCCAGCAAAGCACCUCUCCUCGUUGGCUCCUUUAUCACUUGGAGGAAGAAGUUAUUGUCAAUGAGACAUUCAUGUCUCUGCCUUUCUUUUCUGUCCGCACAACGCUAACAUUUAUUGGUGCACUGAAUUAUAUAUUUAAAAAAAAACCAAAACCCCAACAACUCCCAAAUACUGUAAACAAACUAAUUUUGAAAACUACUUGGAUGUUGAACUCAUGAAAAUAAAUUAAAAGGAGUGACUAUACGUAUUCAACUUCACAUCCCCCUCAGUUUCAUUUGUAAGUUGAAAUUCAACGGCAGUAACUGUACAGAAGUUAAUGGCUUUUUUUUUUUGUUGGGCUCUUUUGUUUGAGGUUUUUAUUGGGGUUUUUGUUUUCAUUUGGGGUUUUCUUGUUUUGUUUGUUUUCAAAAGAGGAAGUAUUCAGUAUAUGCCUUUCUGUUACUUGUUUUUCCAGCAUCAGUCACACAGUCCUCUCACUGUUUCAGUAUCGGCUAACUGGUGCGUGCACUUGCCUUGCUACUUGCAUUUGUUUGAGUGCAGAAAGAAGCUUCUCAGAAAGCUGACACAGGGAACAAGUUUCACCUCUGAAAGCUGAUGCAGCUGUGGCUUCCAAAACUAUGCCUGUAUAGGUAGCAGAACAAGAUUUACCUAAAUCUGUCAUCUCCAAGGCAAAGGUUUCAUGGCUUGGGGUUUUUUUUGUUGGCAAUAGGAUAAAAUAGUGCAAUUCCUUGUUCUCACUUUACAGUCUAUUCCUAACAAACAGGCAGUGUUUAUUAUAUCAGUAUAGGAUCAGCUUUUUUAUUGCAAGUUAGGAUAUGCAAUGGCCUUAUCAGAUUAGUAAUUUUAAGUUUCCCCUUCCACCUCUUGCAGAACUCUUCUGUAGGAUUUAAGAAAUAGGCUGAAUUUCUGAAAUAUUUUAAUACAAAUGUUGUACUGCAAACUUGGUUCUUCUGGUUUACUACUAGCAAAUUCUGCUGUUACUGUUCUAUACAAUGAUUCUUGUAAAUGCUGAGAACUUUGUUGUGUGUAGAUAUUACUAGUUCCAGACCUCAGAAAAAGCCAAAAAUGCUUAUAUUUUUUCAGUAGUUUUAUGAAACUUUUUCACUGUCCUUCACAGAUUUUAAUGGUAGAAUGAUAUAUUUAUUGAAUGACCUGUCUGGCACUGAAAUCUGUUAGUGUGGUGCAUACCUAUAGCUUCCAUAUUGAAAAGAGAAUUGUAUAAUGGAAUAAAAGUAGAAAUAGUUUUCUUGUUUCUGUUUCAAAUGUAUCAAUUUUUGCUAACUUUUAUAAAAUAAAAUUACAGUAUUUUGCUGUUAGGAAUAAAGUAUUUUACAAAUAAAACUAGCAUAUAGCUCCUUGAC
Messenger RNA from Grus americana (Whooping crane), 7459 nucleotides. It is a transcript of the gene BEND2, whose product is annotated as BEN domain containing 2. Gene Ontology annotation, molecular function: DNA binding. Lineage: Eukaryota; Metazoa; Chordata; Aves; Gruiformes; Gruidae. The transcript is spliced from 12 exons. The record is from RefSeq and is a predicted model, not a curated record. The coding region runs from base 974 to 3037 and encodes 687 amino acids.